This is a messenger RNA of Phalaenopsis equestris, 536 nucleotides long. RefSeq lists its product as uncharacterized. The transcript is spliced from 3 exons. The coding region runs from base 1 to 384 and encodes 127 amino acids. The record is from RefSeq and is a predicted model, not a curated record. NCBI's taxonomy places the organism in Eukaryota, Viridiplantae, Streptophyta, Magnoliopsida, Asparagales, Orchidaceae.
AUGUAUUUCGGGCGCCCCCUUGCACACUUCUGCGGAGAGGCAUCCAUCAUACUCAUAUCAGUUCGUUCGGCGAGCGUUGAAGACGCCCCGAAAGACAAUCAGCCUGCCAAGAAAAGAAACAUAAAACAAUUAGUUGUUAAAAGGGUUUUCUCAAGCGAAUGUGACAAUGAGAGGAAUUUGUUGGACGAGGUUCCGUUGGAGUAUCGGAGACAUGGGAAGGGUUCGGGCGUCAUCCUUGCACGGUCGCUGGACGUUCAAGCCGAGCGGAUGGAAGAGGUGCUUGGCGGAUUCCUUGAAGUACACUACCUAUGGGCUGAUAGAGCUGCAGGUGUUCCAGCUGCUCCUGUCGACCUGAUUCCUGUUUCUGACUCGCCAGAGGCCUGACUAGGUUAAGCGUCGACUCCUUGGAAGGUCGUGGGAGAUCAGUCGGCAGCAGCCGAAAGGGAGUCAACUGACUCUGUGGUUCUUUUGUUGUGGUUUAAGAAUUAGGGCAUUGUAUAAAUAAAUAUAAAAUAUAUACAAAUACAUAAUAAUUC